AAAUGGACCGUGGUGGCAGGAUUACUAGGAGAAACCCGACGGGUCGUGUACCAGUGGAGACUGGACAGGGCAGUCGAAGGACCUCUAGGGCAUCUAGAGGAGCUGGCCGUGGAGGCCAAUCACAGACCGUGAGCGACGGUCAUGUCGACACGGAAAGUGAAACCUACUGGUCCUAUGAGGACUCGACCUAUCGACCGGAAACUGAACCGGUUGAGACCCCUUAUGAAGGGGAUGAUGAUGAUGUAAGUGAUGAGGAGGAAAAUGGCUCCUUAGCACGGAUUGAAGCACUACUUCAACAGUACCACCGUGAGCGUGAGGAGAGGAGGGAACGCCGAAGGCGCCGG
This is a messenger RNA of Cuscuta epithymum, 344 nucleotides long. The record is from the annotation of a GenBank genome assembly. Lineage: Eukaryota; Viridiplantae; Streptophyta; Magnoliopsida; Solanales; Convolvulaceae.